Molecule: messenger RNA, 3177 nt
Organism: Loxodonta africana (African savanna elephant)
Lineage: Eukaryota; Metazoa; Chordata; Mammalia; Proboscidea; Elephantidae
Gene: YJU2B
Product: YJU2 splicing factor homolog B
Exons: 10
Coding region: 1335-2510 (391 amino acids)
Biological process (GO): mRNA splicing, via spliceosome
Cellular component (GO): U2-type spliceosomal complex; post-mRNA release spliceosomal complex
Source: RefSeq, a predicted model, not a curated record
GCGGGCUGAGGGGCUAGGCAGGCCAGCUGGGGUUGGGGGUCCAGCCGCCCCCGCAUCCCGGCUUUAAAGCCACCGGACGCACAUGCACUCGCUGUGAGCCAGGGAGUCUUUGCGCAAGCGGACCCAACGCUCAGAGCCGGCCCAGUGCCCCGCUCGCGACCCCCGACCCAAGUCUCCCAGGGCUCGGGCACGACUGUGACCCCCAACCCGCCGCAUUUUUUGCCUAACGGGCUCUUCAGUUUCCUCAUCUAGGAAAUGGAACCGAUAAGCCUCUGCCUCAUCAGGUCGUGGUAAAGAAUUUGUAAGAUGCGCGUAAAAUGCUGGGCGUGAGCAAUAACUAAAAACUGCCGACGUUUAACGCCUGCUGGUCUUCUAACGCUAUUCAGAGCACUUUACUGAGUCUUCACAGCAACCCUAUCAGAUUGAUACUUUUACAAACCCCACUAUACAGAUGAGGUAACUGAGGCUCAGAGAGGUUAAGCAACUUGCCCAAAGUCAAGUAGCUAGGAAGCAGCAGACUCAGGGUUCCAGCUCAAGCAAUAAGCCCCAGGCAGAUGAGCUCUACAACUGUUCUUGACACCAAGGACCAGGCAAACUAAAUCCAAACCCGUCGCCAUCCAGUCAGUUCUGACUCAUGGCAACCCCAUGUGUUAGGGCCCUGGUGGCACAGUGGUUAAGUACUCAGCUGCUAACCAAAAGGUCAGUGGUUCGAAGCCACCAACUGCUCUGUGAUAGAAAGAUUACAGCCUUGGAAACCCUGUGAGGCAGUUCUACUCUGCCCUGUAAGGUCGCUAUGAGUUGGAAUUGACUCAAGGGCAACAGGUAAUCUUCACAGAAGCACACCACCAUGCCGUUCUUCCACGAUACUGCUGGGUGGGUUUGAACUGCCAACCUUUAGCUUAGAGGUUGAGUGCGAACCUUUUGUGCCACCCAGGGAUCUCCAAGGACCAAAGAGUCCUAUAAAUCCACCCUGAAGCCCUGCCUGUGCCGUUUACUGAGUUGGUAAAAACCAUCUCAAGAUGCCCAGCUCCCCUAAACCAGAUACGUAACUCUGUGCAUUCACUUCCUGUGCGUUGUUUUAUUCACAGCGACGCCAGAAAGUCAGUCCCAUGGUCAUCAUCUGCUCUUUACAGACAAACGCUACUUUUUGGAUCCCUCCACACUCGGGGAGAGGCCCAACUGGGCUGGCACCACUACACAGCCUGUGGCAUCUUUACAAGGAAGCCCCAGGGACCCUGUGCUGUGCCCCACAGGAGGACAAGACAACCCGUGUGGUCUCGUCAUCUUUUCAGGUCUGCCGCGUUGAGGGCAAGGAGCAAUAGGCGGCUUCCAAGAUGGGUGAAAGGAAAGGUGUAAACAAGUACUACCCUCCGGAUUUCAAUCCCGAAAAGCAUGGCUCUCUCAACCGAUACCACAACAGCCACCCCCUUCGGGAGCGGGCUCGGAAGCUGUCACAGGGCAUCCUUAUCAUCAGGUUCGAGAUGCCAUAUAACAUCUGGUGCGAUGGCUGUAAGAACCACAUCGGCAUGGGUGUUCGUUACAACGCAGAAAAGAAGAAAGUUGGCAAUUACUACACAACCCCAAUCUACAGGUUCCGGAUGAAAUGCCACCUGUGUGUGAACCACAUCGAGAUGCAGACAGAUCCAGCCAACUGCGACUACGUCAUUGUGAGCGGUGCCCAGCGGAAGGAGGAGCGCUGGGACAUGGAGGACAAUGAGCAGGUGCUGACGACAGAGCAUGAGAAGAAGCAGAAGCUGGAGACAGAUGCCAUGUUCCGCCUGGAGCAUGGUGAGGCUGACCGCAGCACGCUCAAGAAGGCCCUGCCCACCCUCAGCCACAUCCAGGAGGCCCAGAGUGCCUGGAAGGAUGACUUCGCCCUCAACAGCAUGCUGCGGAGAAGGUUCCGGGAAAAGAAGAAAGCCAUCAAGGAGGAAGAGGAAAGGGACCAAGCGCUGCAGGCCAAGGCAAGCCUGGCCAUCCCACUGGUGCCUGAGACGGAGGAAGACCGAAAGCUGGCCGCCCUGCUCAAGUUUCACACCCUGGAUUCCUACGAGGACAAGCAGAAACUCAAGCGGACAGAGAUCAUCAGCCGCUCCUGGUUCUCCUCUGCCCCUGGAUCCAGUGCCAGCAGCAGCAGCAAAGCUGGCAGCGUCCUGAAGAAGCUGGCCCAAAACCGCAGGUCUGCCCAUGUCGGCUCCCCCAUCACUGUGGGGGACCUGGGCAUAGUACGGCGGCAGUCGCGGGAAGUCCAGGAGAGCCCCCAAGAUGCACCUGAGACCCCCAAGUCCAGGGAGCCAGAGGUGCCAAAGAGGACCCCCCAGGACAGGCCCAAAUUUCCACAAAACUGCUCUCAGGAGACAGCUGAGAUCCCAGAGAGCAGCUGUCGGGACAGGCCCCUGUCCCCACGAGGCCCACACCAGGGGGCAGCUGGCAUGUCCUCAGACACCCCGCACUCCUGCAGCCUCAGCGCCUCCCUUGUGGCAGACUACUCCGACUCGGAGAGUGAGUGACUCCCGGGACUCACCUGCUCAAACGCUGGCCUCUCCCCAAACCCCUCCUUCCCAGGACAAUGGAGUUAUUUAUUUGGUCUCCGUGAGGGUGUUUGUGCCUUGUGAGACCCCACAUCUGAUAUUAAAGCCCCGACCCUGUCCCUGCCUCCAGUUACUAGCUGGGCCCAGGGCUGCCUGCCACUUUACCCAGCAAAUGCUGAUACCAGAACCACAGCAAGAGCCUGUGACCUGGCCUGGGAUCAGGGCAGGCUCCCCGGAGGAGAUGAUGCAGGCUGCAUCUGAAGGGUGGAAAGGGGCCUAGGGAGCAAGACCCACAGUGAGGCUGGGGAUGGGGGAGCCCACGGGGUGCCCAGGAUAGGUGCAGACAAAGCCAUGGCGAGAGGGAGAGAAAGGUGGGCGGUGCUCACACACAAGACUUUGUAGGCUCUUCACUGUCCCUGCCUACGGGGACGCCUUGGAAGGGGCAGAAAGAAAGGCCCAGCAUUCUUUUGGAGGAAACUGGUAAAAAAAAUCGGCCCAGAAACAGCCGCCGGCACGGCUAUCCACCAGGGGGCGCCCAUGGCCCCCAGCUUCCACCAGCUUCCUGUACAACUAUCGAUGGAGCUUUUGCUGUGUGCCAGGUCCUGUCCAGCCACAGUGGCCACAGCAGUAAUAGACCCCUGCCCUU